AUGCUUGGUAAACCUAGAAGCGACGCCGUUCAGGAGCGCAUCGCUCAGGAGGACGCCUUGCAUGAGGACAUUGUGCAGGGCAUCUUCGUCGACACUUACAAAAAUCUUGCCUUGAAGUCUCUGAUAAUGCUGCACUUGGCCGCAAGCUUCUGUCCGAAUGCCAAGUUCGUGCUCAAGAUUGACGACGACGUGUUGCUCAAUGUCGUGAGUGUCGCGCCAUACUUCUUCAUCGAAGAUGUCUACAUCACGGAGCUGCUAGCCGACAAGGCUGGUGUUCGUCGUGUGAAUGUCAACGGGUUUGCAUCCGAGCGCAAGCAUGACAUCCACCCCUGCGGAAGGCCAAGGGUCGUUACGAGCCACAGGUGGAAUCUGCGAACCCUGGCAGAUUGGAUGGCCUGGUCUACGUCCAAUGUGAUGAAUGAUUGGAUCACUAGGGAGAGUGAGGUUGUGUUACUGUUGGAUGAGAGGUACGCGUACGUCGGCACGUCGAAACACGUGUGA
Messenger RNA from Dermacentor silvarum, 501 nucleotides. RefSeq names its product beta-1,3-galactosyltransferase 9-like. Bases 1 to 501 code for a protein of 166 amino acids. Gene Ontology annotation, cellular component: membrane. NCBI's taxonomy places the organism in Eukaryota, Metazoa, Arthropoda, Arachnida, Ixodida, Ixodidae. Gene Ontology annotation, molecular function: hexosyltransferase activity. The record is from RefSeq and is a predicted model, not a curated record. The transcript has 3 exons.